Panicum hallii is the source of this 3693-nucleotide messenger RNA. Its product is annotated as putative leucine-rich repeat receptor-like serine/threonine-protein kinase At2g24130. Gene Ontology annotation, molecular function: protein kinase activity; protein binding; ATP binding. Gene Ontology annotation, biological process: protein phosphorylation; hormone-mediated signaling pathway. Gene Ontology annotation, cellular component: plasma membrane. NCBI's taxonomy places the organism in Eukaryota, Viridiplantae, Streptophyta, Magnoliopsida, Poales, Poaceae. The record is from RefSeq and is a predicted model, not a curated record. The transcript is spliced from 2 exons. Bases 280 to 3519 code for a protein of 1079 amino acids.
AGCGCCCUCCAUUAGGCCGUUCCAGUUCCAACCCAACCUCAAUCUCUUCCGACCCGCUGCAGCUCCAAUGCUUCUCUCUCCACUCUCCACUAUCCACUCUCCCUGGUCGUCGCCCAAACUCGACUAGAUCAACGCAAUCAAUCGAGCUAGCGGAUGACUGAUGCUACUGCCAUGUAGUAGCUUAGGUGCAAGUUAAGCUAGCUUGUAGGUCUGGUCAUCGCCACCACCCAGUGGCCGGUUACUGGUGCUGCGGCACAAGUGCCCUCCGACGAGGAGAGGAUGAGGGUUCGCAUGGCCGCGAACCGCGGGGCCAUCUUCCUCCUCCUCCUGCUGCAACUUGUCGUCCUCUCCCUGCUCGCGUCGACGUCGUCGAUGGCGGACGGGCAGCAGGCUGCGGCCGUGCGGCGUCGGCGGCGGCAGGUGCUGCUGCGGGAGAAGGCCACCCUGCUGGCCCUGAAGCGGGCGCUCACGCUGCCGCCGGCGGCCUUGCCGGACUGGAACGAGUCCAACGGCCACGUCUGCGGCUUCACCGGCGUCACCUGCGACUGGCGGCGGGAGCACGUCGUCGGGCUCGCGCUCCCCAACAUGAGGAUCUCCGGUGCCAUCCCGCCGGUCGUCGGCGCGCUCUCGCGCCUCCGGAGCCUCGACCUGUCCAACAACAGCAUCUCCGGCGCCAUCCCGCCCGCCCUCGGCGGCCUCUCGCGUCUCCGGAACCUCGACCUGUCCAACAACAGCAUCUCCGGCGCCGUCCCUCCGUCCAUCACCAACCUGACGCGCCUCGAGAACCUCUUCAUGUACAAGAACGUCCUCUCCGGCGACAUCCCUCCAUCCAUCGGCAACCUCACCAGGCUCUACGAGCUCGACAUGUCGAGCAACAACCUCACGGGGCGGAUCCCCGCCGAGCUCUCCAACCUCCGCGGCCUCGGCGUGCUUCAGCUCGACAACAACCAGCUCCGCGGCGCCAUUCCGCCGUCCCUCGCCAUGCUGGCGGGUAUGUUCUACCUCAGCCUCGAGCACAACGACCUGUCCGGCUCCAUCCCAGCAGCUAUCUUCCUCAACUGCACGAUUCUGGGAGUCAUCGACCUCGGCAACAACAACCUCUCCGGCGAGAUCCCUGGCGCCGCCUCGGGCACCCUCGCCGACUGGUUCGCCGCCCUCAACCUCUACUCCAACAGGCUGACGGGGAAGCUCCCACGCUGGCUCGCCAACUGCACGCGUCUGAUGGAGCUGGACGUGGAGAACAACCGGCUCGACGAUGAGCUCCCCACCAGCAUCAUCUCGGGCAAGAAAUACCUCACGUACCUGCAUUUGUCCAACAACAAUUUCCGGAGCCAUGACGACAACAGCAACCUGGAGCCAUUCUUCGCCGCGCUGUCCAACUGCUCGUCGCUGCAGGAGGUCGAGGCCGGCGCCGUGGGGAUGGGCGGGCAGCUGCCGGGCCGGCUCGGCUCAAUGCUGCCUCGCAACAUGUGGCACCUCAACCUGGAGCUGAACGCCAUCAGGGGCCCGAUCCCAGCGUCCAUCGGGGACAUCAUCAACAUGACGCUGAUGAACCUGUCGAGCAACCAGCUCAACGGGACGAUCCCGACGUCCCUCUGCCGGCUGCCGAGCCUGGAGCAGCUCGUGCUGUCCAGCAACUUCCUGACGGGGGAGAUCCCGGCGUGCAUCGGCAACGCCACGCACCUCGGCGAGCUGGACCUGUCGGGCAACGCGCUGUCAGGGACCAUCCCCGGCAGCAUCGGGAGCCUUGCCGAGCUCAACUACCUCUCCCUGCAGAGGAAUAGGCUGUCCGGAGCGAUACCGCCAGGCCUCAUCAGCCGGUAUGCCAAUCUGCUGCUCCUCGACCUCUCGAGCAACCGCCUGACCGGUGGGAUACCGGAGGAGGUCGCCGGCACUGCCAAGAUGACGCUGAACCUGUCGCGCAACCAGCUCGGGGGCGAGCUGCCGAGGGGACUCAGCAACAUGCUGGUGCAGACAAUCGACCUGUCCUGGAACAACUUCACCGGCGAGAUCUUCGCCGGCCUGGGGGACUGCGUCGAGCUGGCGGUGCUCGACCUGUCGCACAACUCGCUCGCCGGCAGCCUCCCCGCGUCCCUCGGCCGCCUGCAGAACCUCGAGAGCCUCGACGUCUCCAACAACUCCCUGACCGGCGAUAUCCCCUUGAGCCUGACCAAAUGCAACAUGCUGGAACAUCUCAACCUGUCGUACAAUGACCUCAGCGGCGUCGUGCCCGCCACCGGCCCGUUCGUGAAUUUCAGCUUCCUCUCCUACCUCGGCAACCGCCGGCUCUGCGGUCCGGUGGUCAGGCGCGGCUGCGGGACUCACCACAAGCGCGGGUGGUACCAGUCCCGGAAGUUCCUGGUCGUCCUGUGCGUCUGCUCCGCCGCGCUGGCGUUCGCGCUGACGAUCCUGUGCGCGGUCAGCGUCCGUAAGAUCCGGGAGCGGCUGGCGGCGGUGCGGGAGGACAUGUUCAGGGGCCGCCGCAGCGGCGGCGGCUCGUCGCCGGUGAUGAAGUACAAGUACCCGCGGAUCACGUACAGGGAGCUCGUCGAGGCGACGGAGGAGUUCAGCGCGGACCGGCUGGUCGGGACGGGCAGCUACGGGCGGGUGUACCGCGGCACGCUGCGCGACGGCACCAUGGUCGCCGUGAAGGUGCUGCAGCUCCAGUCGGGGAACUCCACCAAGAGCUUCAACCGCGAGUGCCAGGUCCUGAAGCGCAUCCGGCACCGGAACCUCAUGCGGAUCGUGACGGCGUGCAGCCUGCCGGACUUCAAGGCGCUGGUGCUGCCGUUCAUGGCCAACGGCAGCCUGGAGCGGUGCCUCCACGCGGGGCCGCCGGCGGAGCUCAGCCUGGUGCAGCGGGUCAACAUCUGCAGCGACGUCGCCGAGGGGAUGGCAUACCUGCACCACCACUCGCCGGUCAAGGUCAUUCACUGCGACCUCAAGCCGAGCAACAUCCUCAUCAACGACGACAUGACCGCGCUCGUCUCCGACUUCGGCAUCUCCCGGCUCGUCAUGAGCGUCGGUGGGGUGGCCAACGCCACCGACGUCGGCGCCUCCACCGCCAACAUGCUCUGCGGCUCCAUCGGCUACAUCCCUCCAGAGUACGGCUACGGCUCGAACCCGACGACGAAGGGCGACGUGUACAGCUUCGGCGUGCUGGUGCUGGAGAUGGUGACGAGGAGGAGGCCAACCGACGACAUGUUCGAGGCCGGGCUGAGCCUGCACAAGUGGGUCAAGAUCCACCACCACGGGCGCGCCGACGCGGUGGUCGACCCGGCGCUGGUGCGCAUGGUCCGGGACCAGACUCCGGAGGUGAGGAGGAUGUCGGACGUGGCCAUCAGCGAGCUGCUGGAGCUCGGCAUCCUCUGCACCCAGGAGCAGGCGUCCGCGCGGCCAACCAUGAUGGACGCCGCCGACGACCUGGACCGGCUGAAGCGGUACCUCGGCGGCGACACCACGGCCACCUUCGCGUCGUCGCUGGGGUUUUCCUCGACGACAUUUGAAGACAUCGGUUGACCAGUAGGGGCAGCUACGUACUGCAUACGGAUUUGUGAUGCAUAUGGCUAGCUAGCGUUCCUCCUGGAGGUACGGUUUCAUUUUUAACCGGUAAAUUAAUGGUGCAAGAACAUAGGAUUGAUUCUUUGAAGGUGUCUGACUGACGUAACAUAUAUAAGUCUUGUCUUGGCUGUA